GUGUGUUCGCAUGUCAAACGAAACAGCAUUAGCUGGAUUAUUUCUCAUUACUGCCUCAGAAGAAAGUAUGUAUAUGUAAUCUCCGGGUAGGGGGAUACAUUACACUUCAGAGAUGUCCAUGUCCCACCUGUACGGGCGGAGAGAUGAGGAGGAGGAAGGGGUGGAGAUUGAGAGCUUCGAGGUGACAGACUGGGACUUGGCCAACGAGUUUAACCCGGACCGCCGCAGACACAGGCAGACCAAGGAGCAGGCCACCUACGGCAUCUGGGCUGACAGAGACUCAGACGAGGAUGAGAGGCCGAGCUUUGGUGGCAAGAAAUCUAAAGACUACACUGCCCCAGUGAGUUUUGUGAGUGCUGGACUGCGUAAGACUGCAGCUGAGGAGAAACAGCAGCAAAAAGGAGAAGGAGACUCUGAUGACUCUGAUGAAGAUGCCCCUGCAGCACCUCCCCCUCCUCGCAGCACUGCACCCAAAAAACUCCAGAUGGGCACUUUCCGUGGGAAUCAGUCGCAGAGGUUUGCGGGUGGCAUACAGUCUGGGCAGGGUAUUGGUAACUGGGAGAAGCACACAAAGGGAAUUGGACAGAAACUUCUGCAGAAAAUGGGCUACCAACCAGGAAAAGGCCUGGGAAAGAAUGCUCAAGGUAUUGUAAACCCUAUUGAAGCGAAGGUUCGCAAAGGAAAGGGAGCAGUCGGUGCUUAUGGCAACGAACGAACCCAACAGAGUCUCCAGGACUUUCCUGUGGUUGACUCAGAAGAAGAGGAGGAAAAGGAGUUUCAGAAGGAGCUCGGUCAGUGGCGAAAGGAUCCUGCAGGGCCUGCAGGAAAGAAGAAACCAAAGUACUCCUACAGAACUGCAGAUGAACUGAAGGCUAAAGGCAAAGUGGCAGGACGGAGCACAGCAGCGUCUGCUGGAGAGCUAGCACAAGUCAAGGUAAUCGAUAUGACUGGAAGAGAGCAAAAGGUAUAUUACAGCUACAGUCAGAUGUCCAACAAGCACAGUGUUCCUGAUGAAGGUCCACCAAGUAUGUCCACUCGGGAUCAGAAGGGGUCUGGCUUUGCUCUCCCUGAGCUCGAACAUAACCUGCAGCUACUGAUAGACCUUACAGAACAGGACAUAUUACAGUCUGCCAGACGUCUGCAGCAUGAAAAAGAUGUAGUUGUGUCUCUGAGCCAUGAGUCACGAGCGUUGCAGAACAGACUGGAUGCAGAGCAAGAUUCCAUCCAGAGAAUGGAAGCUGUGCUGGCACUGGUGGAGCGUUUUCCUUCAGCGGAGGCGGCACCAGGGGAAGGACCCUCCCUGCAGGAGUGUGCUCGGAUCUUUGAGACAUUACAAACUGAUUAUUACGAAGAAUACAAGACAAUGGGAUUGGCAGACCUGGCUGUAGCUGUUGUUCAUCCGUUACUUAAAGAGAAGCUUUGUUCCUGGGACCCUCUGAAGGACAGCUCCUAUUGUCUGGAAGACAUCGGCCAGUGGAGAGCAAUCCUUGAAUCUCGAGACCUCCUCUCCAGUGGCCCAGAUUCAAAUAUGGAUCCUUACCACAGACUGUUAUGGGAAGUGUGGAUCCCAGUGAUGCGGACUUGUGUAUCAGGCUGGCAGCCUCGCAUGGUCGGGCCAAUGGUGGACUGUGUAGAAGUGUGGGCUCCUCUUCUGCCUCUGUGGAUCCUGGAUCACAUAUUGGAGCAGCUGAUCUUACCCCGACUACAGCGAGAGGUGGAUAACUGGAACCCCUUGACCGACACAGUGCCUAUCCACUCCUGGGUCCACCCGUGGCUGCCUUUGCUCCAAACACGUCUCGAGCCUCUUUACCCUCCAAUUAGGAGCAAACUGUCCAACGCCUUGCAGCGGUGGCAUCCCAGCGAUGCCUCAGCCCGCCUCAUCCUGCAGCCGUGGAAAGACGUUUUCACACCAGGUGCAUGGGAGGCUUUCAUGGUGAAAAACAUCAUCCCUAAACUGGCUUUGUGUCUGGAGGAGCUGGUCAUCAACCCUCACCAGCAGCAGAUGGAGCCAUUUUACUGGGUGAUGGACUGGGAGGGCAUGUUGUCCCCUUCCAGCCUUGUGUCCCUGCUAGACAAAAACUUUUUUACAAAGUGGCUGCAGGUCCUGUGUUCAUGGCUGAGCAACAGUCCCAACUAUGAGGAAAUCACAAAGUGGUACCUCGGCUGGAAGAGCAAGUUCAGUGACGUCUUGUUGGCACAGCCCCUUAUUAAAGAGAAAUUCAAUGAAGCAUUGGACAUCAUGAACCGUGCAGUGUCUUCGGGCAUGGGUGGAUAUAUGCAGCCUGGUGCAAGAGAGAACAUCGCAUAUCUGACACAGACAGAGAGACGGAAGGACUUCCAGUAUGAAGCGAUGCAGGAGCGCAGGGAUGCUGAGAGCGUGGCUCACAGGGGCAUCAGCGCUGGCGUGCCAACCAACUUUAAAGAUCUUAUCCAGACCAAGGCAGAGGAGAACAACAUUGUCUUCAUGCCCUUAGUGGCCAAACGGCAUGAGGGGAAACAGCUGUACACGUUUGGCCGUAUUGUAAUCUAUAUAGACAGAGGGGUUGUGUUUGUGCAGGGAGAGAAGACCUGGGUGCCCACAUCUCUGCAGAGUCUCAUAGAUAUGGCAAAGUAAGCAUGGAAACAUUAAGUCCUGCCAAGUGUAAAAAGACAAAAAGUUGAGGAAAUGUUUGUUUUUUUGUAACUACAGUAUACUGAAUAUUUGUCAUAGAUCUGUUUGUAAAAUUUUAAACUGUCAGAACUGUGAAUAAUAAACAUUUUUUGAAUGUA
This is a messenger RNA of Stegastes partitus (bicolor damselfish), 2769 nucleotides long. It is a transcript of the gene tfip11, whose product is annotated as tuftelin interacting protein 11. Gene Ontology annotation, biological process: spliceosomal complex disassembly. Gene Ontology annotation, cellular component: U2-type post-mRNA release spliceosomal complex. Bases 113 to 2614 code for a protein of 833 amino acids. The record is from RefSeq and is a predicted model, not a curated record. The transcript is spliced from 15 exons. Lineage: Eukaryota; Metazoa; Chordata; Actinopteri; Pomacentridae. Gene Ontology annotation, molecular function: nucleic acid binding.